Messenger RNA from Fraxinus pennsylvanica, 2463 nucleotides. NCBI's taxonomy places the organism in Eukaryota, Viridiplantae, Streptophyta, Magnoliopsida, Lamiales, Oleaceae. The record is from the annotation of a GenBank genome assembly.
AUGGUAAGGGGAGGCAACAUUAGAUCCAAGCGCAAUACCAGGACCAGGGUUCGAUUGGAUAAUAAUGAUUCGGACAAGUCGGAUGAAGAUUACAAGGUGAAUAUAGAUGAGGAGUUUGAUGAGUCAGAGGAUGAAUACUGCUCUUCUCUGGACAAGGAUGAAUCGGAAGAGAGUUUAGGCGAAUUUGAGGAGGAGUGGGUAAAAACCAAGGUCAGUAAGGCUGGAAAACCAAAAGGUCGAAAGGGCGUUCUAGGAAGAAAGAAAAAUGGGUUAUUGAAGCCAAAAAGGAAAAAGGUCGUGCAAAAAAAUAAAAAGAGGGUGUCAAUUAAAGAAGAGGAAGAUGACGUUAUCGAGGUUUUAAGUGGGGAAGAAGAUGAUGAUUUAAGUUACAAGAAGCCCAGAAAGAAAUCUAAGUUUUCAUAUAGAGAAGAAAAGGAUGAUGAUGAUUACAACGAUUCAGAGUUCGAAGAAGAUGAGGAGUUCACACUGGAUGAGAUUGACGAUGCAGAUGAUGAUGACGAUUUGCCUUCCAAAAAGAAGAAGGUGGGCAGCUCGAGUAAGCAAAAGAAGGGAAAUGCCAAAGUGUGCAAGAGGAGGACUGCAAAGGUUUUGAAGAAGACUAAAAGAAAGAAACUAAAAAAGAAUCAAGGCUCGAGAAGAAAAACAAGAUCUCCUCAUGUUAAGGAGUUUAGAGAUGAUUAUCGUACUGUGCAUAAAAAGAAAAAGAAACUAACUGGACGGGGAAGGAGGAAAUCGGCUGUAUAUUCUGAGACAGAUGUCUUGGGUUCAGGGUCAUCCGGUUAUCAAUACACAAUGUCUGAGGAAGAGAGAGAACAGAUCAGAGAGGCUAGUGAAUUUUGCGGGAGUUUAACCACUGCUUUGAGGAGUUCAUGUCCAUCGAAGAUGAAUGAAAAGGAAAGUCUGCCUCCACAGGGGAACUCCCCAGGAAGAAAGGGUAAGGAGAAGGUAGAGGACGUGAAGAUUGAGGCAGGGAAGCAGGUCUGUGGGAUUUGUCUAUCAGAGGAAGGGAAGAGAACAGUCAGGGGAAUAUUAAAUUGUUGCAGUCAUUAUUUUUGUUUUGCUUGCAUCAUGGAGUGGUCAAAAGUGGAAUCUCGAUGCCCCAUCUGCAAGCAAAGGUUUUCGAGUAUCAGUAAGGAUGCUCAAGCAGAUGGUGGACAUGAUUCAAGGAAUGUGGUGAUUCCUGUUCCUGCUCGUGAUCAGGUUUAUCAACCAUCUGAGGAAGAGCUUAGGGGUUUUCUUGAUCCAUAUGAGAAUGUGCUGUGUACUGAGUGCCAACUAGGUGGGGAUGAUGCACUUAUGUUACUGUGUGACCUCUGUGAUUCCCCUGCGCACACUUAUUGUGUCGGUCUUGGACAUGAAGUACCUGAAGGUAAUUGGUACUGUGAGGGUUGUAGACCAGCUGCUUUUGCUUCCUCUAAUGCACAAGUUUUGAAUCCUCCUCCCAGUCAUGGAGCAAGUAACAAUUUGUCUGUUGGACAUUCUCCUGGUGCAAGUCUUCGGGCUACUUUUGAUCUUAACGAGUUGUAUAUUCCUGACAUCCCAUUGACUCCAGGAACUGGCUUCUCUCGUUCUCCUAGAAUUCAUGAUUUUCAAGCCGCUUCUCCUGCUUCUGGAUCGGGGGCAUAUACAGUGUUUGAAAGACGCAGAAUACAGCAUCAGAUCAAUCAACUUCUUAACAACAGAAGUAGACAGCCAGACAGGACUAAUGGUGUCCCCAGAAUCUCAGGGAACAUUUUAUUCGGUUGGCAAGUUGGUCGGGGUAGGGAAUUAGCACCUCAACAGACAGCAGUUGCUCCAGAAAGCAUGGUACCACAAAAUAUGCAUCUCCAUGGAAGGGUUCAGGACAAUACGACACCUUCAUUGCAUGGUAGGGAUACUAGGGAAGCUUUUUCUCCUAGAUCUAGCAGUUUGAGGAUGCAAGUACUUCCCAAUCAAGCUUCUAUAUCCGCGGAUAACUCUUUUGGCAGAUUGGGAGAAAAUGAAUUCGCUGACAUCAAUACUACACAUGGUUUGGAAUUGGUUCAUCAGCAUCCUCAUCCUUGCAGUAGCAGAUCAAACAUAAUAAAUGAUGUUCAUAUAUCGCCACCAGGCCCACCACCACUUGGAGAGAUGAAUCGUUCUCCAAUGGAAAAGGAACAAGUGCAAUCGAUGGUUAGAAGCCAUUUAAAAUGCUUGUCCAGGAAUCUGGAAUUAGGUUAUAGUACCUUCAAGGACAUUGCAAGAAGUUCUACACAUACCGUUUUAGCCGCAUGUGGCCUAGAGCACCGGCAAAAUGAAGUCUAUCCAGUACAUAACCCCUUAAACUGUAGCCACUUUGAGAGUGCAGCUGCUAUGCAGAAAAGUCUGAUGAAAGGUCAAUGCUCGUCUUGCUUCGAUCUGUUUGUAAGGAAUGUUGUGAGAGAAAUAAUGAGGACCCGAAUUCCUAUUUCAUCGAGGGAUUAG